CCUCCUGGAGACUGGAGAAGAAGGUGCUUUUUUUAUUUUUAAUCCUUUUUUUAGUAUUUUUAAGCCACCUUUUUCCUUGUAUCCAUCAUUGCGUGUGUGUGUUUUUUUUAAAAGAGUUGGGCUACAACUAAACUAUGUUGUGCAGUGUGCCGUACAGAAGCGAUAUGUAUUUUUGGGAGACGACUGACAGAUGGAAGAAGUGAAAGUACAAAAGUGAGCGCAAACAGCCAACGGCGCCCGGAAUGCAUCGCUCCUUCGUGGUGGUUUGGGGAGCUUUGCUUGCGUGUUUCAUGGAGACGAACAACUUCAGGCUUGUGGGCGCCAAGGAGCACGACCCCAGGUCCUCCACCAACAUGUCUCCAUCGGACUUUCUGGACUCACUAAUGGGUCGGACGUCGGGCUACGACGCGCGAAUACGACCCAAUUUUAAAGGUCCGCCUGUUAAUGUUACCUGCAACAUAUUUAUCAACAGCUUUGGUUCUAUAGCAGAAACUACAAUGGAUUACAGAGUGAAUAUCUUCCUGCGACAGAAGUGGAAUGACCCCCGCUUGGCGUACAGCAAAUACCCAGACUCCUCCCUGGACUUGGACCCAUCCAUGUUGGAUUCCAUAUGGAAGCCCGACCUCUUCUUUGCCAACGAGAAGGGCGCCAACUUUCACGACGUCACCACGGACAACAAGCUGCUGAGGAUCUUUAAGAAUGGGAACGUCCUUUACAGUAUAAGAUUGACUCUCAUCCUAUCCUGCCCGAUGGAUCUUAAGAACUUUCCCAUGGACGUCCAAACGUGUACAAUGCAACUGGAGAGUUUCGGCUAUACCAUGAACGACCUGAUCUUCGAGUGGCUGGAAAACGGCGCCGUGCAGGUGUCAGACGGACUGACACUGCCUCAGUUCAUCAUGAAGGAGGAGAAGGAGCUGGGCUACUGUACCAAACACUACAACACGGGCAAAUUCACUUGCAUUGAAGUGAAAUUCCAUCUGGAGCGUCAGAUGGGCUACUAUCUGAUCCAAAUGUACAUCCCCUCUCUACUCAUCGUCAUCCUCUCAUGGGUGUCUUUUUGGAUCAACAUGGAUGCCGCUCCCGCCAGAGUGGCGCUGGGCAUCACCACCGUGCUCACCAUGACGACACAAAGCUCCGGCUCCAGAGCGUCUCUUCCAAAGGUCUCUUACGUAAAAGCCAUUGAUAUCUGGAUGGCGGUGUGUCUGCUCUUCGUAUUUGCUGCAUUGCUGGAAUACGCUGGGGUUAAUUUUGUCUCCAGGCAACAGAAAGAGUUCCUGCGCUUGAGGCGAAGACAAAGGAAGAAUCUCAAGGAUGAAGACAUGCGUGACGGUCGCUUUAAUUUUGCUGGCUACAAUGUGAACCAGUGUCUGCCAACGAAAGACGGCUCAGCUGUUAAGAGCGUCGCUACGGCCCCGAACCCUCAGUCGGCGGUCCCAAAAGACAUCGACAACAUGAAGAAGAAGUUUGUGGACCGAGCUAAGAGGAUAGACACAAUCUCUCGAGCUGCCUUCCCGCUGGCCUUCCUCAUAUUUAACGUCUUCUACUGGAUCACCUACAAGAUCAUCAGGCACGAGGACAUCCACCAAAAGUAACGAGUCACAGGGUUUUUCCUUCAUGUUCUCUCAGACUGGGAGAAGACAGUCGAGGUGUAAUGCCAAGUGGUGUUCUUUCAGGGAUAAUGUCCGGGGAUGUUCACUUUGUGGACGUUCCGUUGUACUGCUGCAAUCAUCGAGAAGGGAGUCUGGGGUAGGGGGCGGGAACUCAAGGUUUUAGUAGCAUUACGGUUACAGCGGACCAAAUCGUUUUCUAACCCAUCUUGCCUUGAGGUCUGGGGAACAAAAAUAAUAUUUAUAAAUCGUACGGUAGCUUAGUAUAGCCUCUAAGACUCUGCGGCGGUAUUUCUAAUCGAGGGGGUUUCUUUUAUAUUGUACUAUUGUCAACGGCACUUCCUUUAACACAUGACAGUGCUGGAAAUGUGUAAUAUAUACAAGAAGAGGAAGUACAGUCGUGGUCAAAAGUUUGCAUACACUUGUAAAGAACAUAAUGUCAUGGCUGUCUUGAGUUUCCAAUCAUUUCUA
This is a messenger RNA of Nerophis ophidion (straightnose pipefish), 2078 nucleotides long. It is a transcript of the gene glra2, whose product is annotated as glycine receptor, alpha 2. Gene Ontology annotation, molecular function: transmitter-gated monoatomic ion channel activity; chloride channel activity; glycine binding. Gene Ontology annotation, biological process: signal transduction; nervous system process; regulation of membrane potential. The transcript has 9 exons. Gene Ontology annotation, cellular component: synapse; plasma membrane; neuron projection. Lineage: Eukaryota; Metazoa; Chordata; Actinopteri; Syngnathiformes; Syngnathidae. The record is from RefSeq and is a predicted model, not a curated record. The coding region runs from base 243 to 1592 and encodes 449 amino acids.